This is a messenger RNA of Aaosphaeria arxii CBS 175.79, 1296 nucleotides long. Its product is annotated as glycoside hydrolase family 10 protein. Gene Ontology annotation, biological process: carbohydrate metabolic process. Gene Ontology annotation, molecular function: cellulose binding; hydrolase activity, hydrolyzing O-glycosyl compounds. The transcript is spliced from 3 exons. The coding region runs from base 1 to 1296 and encodes 431 amino acids. Gene Ontology annotation, cellular component: extracellular region. The record is from RefSeq and is a predicted model, not a curated record. Lineage: Eukaryota; Fungi; Ascomycota; Dothideomycetes; Pleosporales.
AUGCGCGCCUCUUUGUUUACUCUCGCUAUCUCCGCGUCUCUUGUCGCCGGCCAAGUUGGCCAAUACGGCCAGUGCGGAGGAAAGAACUACAGCGGCGAGACCAGCUGCAUCGCAGGCACCGUCUGUCACGAGUACAAUGAAUGGUACUCCCAAUGCAUCCCAGGACAAGCCCAGGCUCCAUCCGCAAAGCCUUCAGCAACCAGCGUACCAUCUGCUCCAACUAGCGCUGCUCCUACACCAACGAAGGUCGUUUCUAUCCCUUCAAGCAGUGCUUUGGCACCUGUUCCCUCGACGCUCGUAACCAGGGUUGUUACACCAACUUCUGUAGUUGCGAGUUCGAGCAAACCAACUUCCACCGCCGGAGCUGGUAGUGGCACUGGAUCUGGCGCCAACGGUGCAAAAUGCUCUCUCGAUGCCAAAUUCAAAGCAGCAGGGAAGAAGUACUUUGGAGUCGCUACGGAUCAGGGGCUCCUUUCAAACGCCCAGAACAAGCAAAUCAUCGUGGACAACUUUGGCCAGGUCACGCCCGAGAAUAGCAUGAAAUGGGACGCUACAGAGAAGACUGAGGGCCAGUUCAGCCUGACCGGAUCCGACGCCCUCGUCAGCUUCGCGACCACGAACAGCAAACUUAUCCGCGGCCACACCACAGUCUGGCACUCCCAGCUUCCAUCCUGGGUCUCAAGCAUCACCGACAAGACCAAGCUCAAGGAAGUCAUGGUCAACCACAUCAACAAGCUCAUGGGCCAGUACAAGGGCAAGAUCUACGCAUGGGACGUCGUCAACGAGAUCCUCGCCGAAGACGGCACCUUCCGCUCCUCAGUAUUCUACAACGUGCUCGGCGAAGACUUCGUCCGCAUCGCCUUCGAAGCCGCCCGCGCCGCGGACCCCGCCGCCAAACUCUACAUCAACGACUACAACCUCGACUCGGCCACGUACGGCAAGACUAAGGGCAUGGUGACCAAGGUCAAGGCAUGGAUCGCCGCCGGCGUGCCCAUCGACGGAAUCGGUUCUCAGGCCCAUUUGUCCGAGGGCCAGGCGUCCGGCGUCAAGGCCGCCAUGCAGGCGCUCUGCGGCGCGGCCCCCGAGUGCGCCAUCACCGAGCUUGAUAUCAAGGGUGCGAGUGUGGCAGAUUACCAAGCUGCGACGAAGGCGUGUCUGGAUGUCAAGAACUGUGUUGGUGUCACGGUUUGGGGAGUUAGGGAUACGGAUUCUUGGAGGAAGGAGAAUAACCCGCUGUUGUUUGAUGCUUCGUUCCAGGCUAAGGAUGCUUAUAAUGGUAUCUGCAGCAUUGUUUAA